This is a messenger RNA of Malassezia restricta, 1455 nucleotides long. RefSeq names its product dolichyldiphosphatase. Gene Ontology annotation, molecular function: sphingosine-1-phosphate phosphatase activity. NCBI's taxonomy places the organism in Eukaryota, Fungi, Basidiomycota, Malasseziomycetes, Malasseziales, Malasseziaceae. The transcript has a single exon. The record is from RefSeq and is a predicted model, not a curated record. Bases 1 to 1455 code for a protein of 484 amino acids.
AUGCGGAGCGAUGACCUGGCGCAUUUGCUCACGCUGGAUCUGACGCAUGUCCAGUACAGUGCGCGGGAUCCGUGGGGUGCGUACUGGGCGCUCGUGACGCUGUCGCCGGUGCUGAUUCUGGCGGUGUACGUGGCCGCCUUUCUGCACCGCCGCGAUCUGAUCUUUGUGCGUGUGCUGCUGGGCCACAUUGGCUGUGAGGCGCUGAAUGGGCGGCUGAAGCGCGAGAUUCAGGAGCCACGGCCUACGAGUGUGCUAGGCAUGGGCUACGGCAUGCCGUCGUCUCACGCGCAAUUCAGUGGGUUCUUCUGUGCGUUUUGGUGCUGGCACAUCGUGGCGCAUUGGCCGAGGCGUGAUCCGAGCCUCGUGCGUGGCGUGUGGCUGCGUCGGGCCGAGCAGGGUGCGUCGCUCCUGCUGGUGCUGGCGUGCACGGCAUUGACGUGCUACUCGCGUGUCCACCUGAUGUACCAUACGGCGGACCAGGUCAAGGUCGGCGUCGCGCUGGGCGGGGCGAUGGGUCUGGUGUACUAUGCGCUCACGGAAUGGCCCGUCCGACGCUCGCGCGCGCUGCGCCGUCUGCGUGUGCGUGCGCUGACGCUGUGGCCCAGCCGUGCGCUGCGCCUGAAGGACGAGUACGUGGCGUGGCGGAGCCCGAUGGAGCACAGCUACACGCAGUGGAUGCAGGCGGUGUCCGAGGCGCCGGCGUCCGUGCCGCCGCGCUUCGAUGCAUCGCAUCCCGCGCACCUGCGCAUGAUGCUGCUGGCACUGCAGGAGGCGGAUCGCGCUGACGCCGUGCCAACGGCCUUCUCGGUCGGCUGCGUGCUGGCCGUGAACGGCCAUGCGCUGUGUCGCACACCUCCAUUAGGAAGGAUGGAGCCGUUGCGGCUGACGACGGGCUAUUCUCGUGAGCUGCCGGGCAACACGCAUGCGGAAGAGUGUGCUAUGGAGAAGCUGCUGCGGUACUGUGCGCGCACGCCGCACGCGGAGGCCGAGGCACGCCGGCGCGAGCCGCUGUCGCUGAUCAUGUACACGACGAUGGAGCCAUGCUCCGCGCGCCUGAGUGGCCUGAUGCCGUGUGCGAAGCGCAUCCUCGCCUUUAAUGAGCGUGCGCCGCUCACGUCGGCGGCGUGGCUCGCGGGCAUGGCGCAGGACACGUAUGGCGCGGUGAUGCACACGGACUUGGACACGACCGUGCGGCCUCUGCGCAUCUCUGUCGUGGUACAGGGGGUGGGUGAGCCGGACGACUUUGUCAAGUGUGAGGCGUCGCGCCUGCUGCGCUCGUCGGGCGUGGCUGUGCAUGUGGCCGUGCCGACCGCCUCGCCGGCGGAGCUGGGCCUGACGUGUCCGCCGCUGCGGGCCGUGCCGCUGCGUGUCUCGCCUGAUGCGCCGUGCGCAUGGCUGCAGGAUGCGUGCUUGCGUAUGGCGCGCAAGGGCCAUGCAUCAGCUACUACUUGGUAG